AUGUCCACCACUAACAUUCCUUCAACUUGCACACCUUCCAAUGAUGACCCUAAUGUGGUUUUGGAUAUCAAUAAAGAAGAAGAACUUUCAAAGGCAGAAAACCAAACAACGACAUGUACAUCCACACUACCGUCGGAGACAUUUGUGGGUGCUGAUUGUGAUCGAACGACGAAUCCUUCAUCCGACCCUACCAACACAACCACAUCUGUAAUUAUUAUUCAUGAACCACUCAAUAAUACUACUGAACAACAACAACAACACCACAACACUGACAAUAUCAUCAGCCAUAGUAGCAACGGUGGAGAUGAUAUCCUUUCCACAUGCGCCGAGGCUGAAUUCAUUUGUCGGUCUCCUCAAAUUCAACAAAUGAAGAAAGAAUUUUCAGGUGCAAACCUGAUCGACCAAGUCGCUCAACCACUCUCAAAAGUUAACAGCGCUGUCGGUGCCAGCCAAAAGUCAGUGUCUAUUAAGAAGGUUACUUCCGCAAAUGAUGUCACAACAAAGGCGGAAUCACAAAGCGUGAUCAUGGAAACUAGAACCGUUUUCUCAUUACAAAGCAAAGCAACAAGCAAGACAUCCAAAUCUGAAGAAAUUGCUGUGAACACUUGUUGUGGCACGGUUGAACUGAAUUGCAUUCGAGUGUUAUCCAUUAUUGGUAUGCUUGUGAAUAUUGCUGCUUUUAUUGCUAUGGCUGUAGUGAUUAGUAUUGCCUUCCCAGUUUCAACUACUAACGAAGUCGAAUUGUUAAUUCUGAGAGCUGAUGCCAAUUUGUACAGUGAAGUGGCUGCAAGUUCUCUUAAAAUUGCAGUCUAUAGCAACAUUACAAACCCAUAUAUCCCUAGAUGGAAGUCCACUAAAGAAAAAGCAACAUCAGCUAUUGCAGCAAUUGUGGACGCUCUGCCACCUAAUGUUUUUCUCACAUUAUUGAAUGGAAGUGCUUACUUUAAUUCAUCAAAUAUUCCUGUAAAUCCCUAUGAACAAGUUGCUGUUGAUUUAUUGCUGGCUGGAAAACAAAAAGAAGCCAUUAAAUUGAUUGAAAGUAAGAAUUUCACAUCUACAUCUUUGGCAUGGAAAAGUGUAGUGAGUAAUUUGCUCACAUAUGCCAAAGACUUGGCUAGAAACAAGAAUGAUUAUUUAUUGACAGCUAGUUCUGUAAACUUGGGUCUCAUUGGUACUUCUGUUUUAUUCGUUGUACCUAUUGUUUUGACAGUAUUCAUCCUUGCAAUCAAUAGAGAAGGAAUAUCACAAAAGAGACUAAAGAAAGCCAAUGCCAUCAUGUUGUUGGAUACCAUGGCAGAUCCUUCUCUUCGUCAAUUAUUCAGAAAACAUUGCGAGCAAGAAAAAGCUGUUGAAUCUUUUGACUUUUUAGAAAAGGUCGCCAUGUAUAAGGAAUUUUGUAACCAAUCCUAUGAUCUUCAAGAGCGUCUUUUCGAUCAAACUAGUUCAUCUUCCUCAGGAGAGAAGGAGAUGCAAGAUCAACCAAAGAAGAAGACAGCAUUAGAAAUCGAGUUAGAAGAGGUUGAAAAGAAAAAGUAUGAAAUUGCUUUUGAAAUAUUCACAGAAUUUGUUGACGAAAACGGUGAAAAAGCUCUCAACAUCACUCGCUCUUCUUGUGAGGAGGUCAAGACCAAGUUGGAUCAUUUCAAUACUGGACAAAACGAUCAUCUUCCAGAUGAACUUUUCGACAAGUUGCAAACAGAACUUGCUAUUGUCAUGCUAGACAUCCAUCAGCGAUUCAAGAACACACUUGCCUUCCAAAAGAAGAUGAAAAUUGCAGACAUUAGAAAAAAGAGAAUGAAUUAA
Molecule: messenger RNA, 1803 nt
Organism: Naegleria fowleri
Lineage: Eukaryota; Heterolobosea; Eutetramitea; Acrasida; Naegleriidae
Exons: 1
Coding region: 1-1803 (600 amino acids)
Source: RefSeq, a predicted model, not a curated record